GAUUUUUUUUUUACUUCGCCUUUGACCCGUCUGUGGUGCCGUAGUUCGGAGUGCGGAAGCAUCAUGGACAUCGGGAAGCUAAAAACUCGUUGUCAUACACAAAUUGGAAUGUAGCAACACUAUCUUUCCUAGUCUUGGAGGAGUCAGGCCUAAUCCUCUGUGAUUAUACCCAAAAAUGUCAGGCCAAGAGGAAUCAGACAAGGGUGUGGACAUGUGGUCCUCCCUUCGCUGUCUGGGGUAUCUCUCCAGCUUCAAUUUGCUGCUCGCCGUGUGCCUGGGAAUGUACGUACGAUGGGAACAGACUGCAGAACCCAUGAUUCUGGUCAUCUUCAUCUUGGGUUUGUUCGUAUCAGCCAUAGCCUGUAUCCUCUACUACUACUUUUCGAUGGAGUCGGCCAGUUUAAGCCUCUUCCACCUGUGGUUCGGCUUCCUGCAGGGACUCCUGUGCUUCCUGAACAGCCCGUCUCUGGAGAACAACAUAAAGGAGCAGGUCACAAACUACCUGUUGCUGGGAAGCGUGGCUGUUCGGACGCUUUGGGCCUUAACAGAGCGUCUCUGUGGUAACGCUAAGUAUAAACCAGUCGUUAUCACCUCAUCCGAGCUUCUAGAGCUCCUGGGAUUUGGCGUCGCAAGCAUCAGCUUGGUUUUCCACAAAUCGCUGGCCAUGAUUGCUCUGACGUUAUCGUUAACGGCCCUCAUCGUGGACCUUCGCAUGAAGUCGCCCUUGGCUCUCCCUAAUCUAGCCUGCUUUGCUGUGAUCACAGCCGUUACCUUUUUCCAGGCCUUGGAGAUCCAAGCAAACCCUUUCGCGCUCAGCUGCUACCUGGGGCGGCUUAUCUGCGAGCCUCUUCUGGACGUGUACUUCAGCAGCUUGACGGCGACAGAACGCUGGAAGCAGUUUCUCUCAGCCGGUCGUCUGUGGAGGAGAUUUUCUCUGUUCCCGCUGGCAUUCGUCGAGCUGUCGUUCUUUGUGGUCUGUGCCUUGAAGCUGGGUAACCUGAAAGUUUGGUACCUGGUCAUCCCUGGCUUCUGCGUCUUUGGCCUUUUGUGGAUCCUGUGCCACAUGGUCUUCCUCGUCACGCUAUGGUGCUUCCACACCAAGCUAAGCGAGAGUCAGAAGACGUGGGCGGCCCAGCGCUCGCAAACGCUCAAUUUGGACAGGAUCAUGGCCUCCAGGGGCAUGCGUCAUUUCUGUCUCAUCUCCGAACGGCUGGUGCUCUUCUGCCUGAUGUCCACCAUCAUACUAGGGGCCGUCUCAUGGCAGGUCACUAAUGGACUCUUUAUGAGUGUGUUUCUAGUGGUACUGCCACUGGAGUCUCUGGCUCAUGGACUCUUCCAUGAACUGGGAAACUGCUUGGGAGGCACCUGCAUUGGAUAUGCAGUGGUAAUUCCCACUUGCUACAGCAGCGCAGACGGACAGCCAUUGCUGUUGCCUCCAGGGCAAGCGCAGGAAUUGCACUCCACAGCUACUCUGAACGCUGUACAGCGACUCUUCUCCUACCACCUCAUUCAGACCUUUGGAUGUGACUACUCCACCAGUCUAAGCCUGGACACCCUGCAGGCCAAACUGCGCUCUUUUCUAGAGCUCUGCACCACAGAAGGCCCGCGGCAUGACACCUACAUCCUGUACUACAGUGGCCACACACUUCCCAGCGGAGACUGGACUCUGGCAGGUGGCGAUUGCUUGCGUCUGCAGCAGAUCCUUGAUAUGUGGAAGGAACGGAACGCCAGCUUCUCUUCCCGCCUCAUUCUGGUCCUGGACACUGAGAAUUCUGCGACGUGGGUAAAGGCGGUGCGAAAGGUGGAAAAGAUGUAUGUAGCAGUACAAGGAGCCAAGAUGAGCCCUGUACAGGAUGCUGAAGCCCAGGAAGCCCCUCGAUUGGGAGACUUCACCGCUGAGUGGGUGAAAUACAACUGCGAUCCUGACAGUGGCAUACAGUGGUCCGAGAGGGGUCGGGUCAUCUCCGCUAUAUAUGGCGUGUCUAAACCCUGGAGUGACUAUGCUCUCCACCUGCCCACCGGAAGCGAUGUAGCCAAGCACUGGAAAACACACUUCCCCAAGGCCACAUACCCACUGGUGGCUGUAGCGAACUGGUGCUGUGGACUUAACCUUCUUUGGCUAUGUAGUGUGUGCUUGCGCUGCGUCAGGAGACUGAAACUUUCUUGGUUCCCUCCCAGUAUACUAGAUACAGGGCAAGGGAUUAAACUAGUCCGAUCAUAGGCGACCAGUUGGUUUGCUUCUAUACAAGGUACAUAUAUCACAAUUUAUCUUUUCUAUGCAAUUUGUGGGAUAUCAUUUUUUGACCGUUCAGAUGCCUUUAACAUAUUACUUUACUCAGUUAUAGAUGGGAAACGUGGAUCGCUCAGUCUUGCUUCUAAAGAUCUACUUUCCUCUAGAGUUUAGAGUCACAUCUAAUUUUUUAAAUCCCAUAAAUUUAAACCCCAAAAGACUUUCGAUUGGAAUAUUAAGAAAUAUUAAUACUUUAGGAAGUAGGUUGAUCUUUAGGAACAGGAUUGAGCCCCAUUGCUAUAUGAAAGUUUCUUCAGUUUAUCUAUGUGCCAUAUAUACAGAAUAUAGCCACUGUCUUAUCUCAUAAACAGCAUUAAGGACUGUUAACGUCAUGUGGCUGGUGUUAAUUUAUUAAUUUUUAAAAGGGUUUUCCCGUGAUUUGGGUAAAAUGUUUAUUGCAAUGUAUUCGGUCUCAGGCAAAGUCGGGCAAGAAAUCAAAUUGUAUCUUUUAAAAGGUUACUUUUUUUUGACAAGCAGUAGAGCGGGGUUGGUUUAGUUGUUUUUCCAAGACCUCUACAAAAGCCAUUGUUUAAACCAUAUUGUGCCAUAUUUUGUAUUUUCUGUAGGGUUUUUGUGUUGAAGAGUUGACUUCAUUAAUUCUUUUUCAACAGAUCAGUGUCCUUAAAUAAAGACUUUAAAAUUA
This is a messenger RNA of Puntigrus tetrazona (Sumatra barb), 2933 nucleotides long. It is a transcript of the gene tmem168a, whose product is annotated as transmembrane protein 168a. Bases 176 to 2221 code for a protein of 681 amino acids. NCBI's taxonomy places the organism in Eukaryota, Metazoa, Chordata, Actinopteri, Cypriniformes, Cyprinidae. The transcript has 5 exons. The record is from RefSeq and is a predicted model, not a curated record.